This is a messenger RNA of Rhodotorula graminis WP1, 1833 nucleotides long. RefSeq lists its product as uncharacterized. Lineage: Eukaryota; Fungi; Basidiomycota; Microbotryomycetes; Sporidiobolales; Sporidiobolaceae. The transcript has 9 exons. Bases 1 to 1833 code for a protein of 610 amino acids. The record is from RefSeq and is a predicted model, not a curated record.
AUGAGCUACGUCCCGCCUGAGCCUGUGCGCUCCAUUGAGGAGUGCGACGCCAUCUUGCAGUCGCCGCAGUCGCCUCUCGUCACCGACACCAUCACGAUCGGCAAGCGUCGAGUGCGCGUGUACCGCAACUUGCCCGCGUCGAUCCGGGACAUGUGGCUCACGUCCGUCGAGGCGUUCGCCAAGCGCGAGUACUUGAUCUACGAGAACGAGCGGCUCACGUACGCCGACGCGCAAGAGCGCGCGGUCCGCCUCGCGUCGCUCCUUCACGCUCGCGGCGUCAAAAAGGGCGACCGCGUCGCCAUCGCCAUGCGCAACAUCCCCGAGUGGGCCAUCACCUGGUGGGCCUGUCAGCUCCUCGGUGCCGUCGCCGUCGCCGUCAACGCCUGGCUCACGCCCGAGGCUUUCUACCACUGCGUCUCGAUCACGACCCCGACGGCGGUCUUUGUCGACGCCGAGCGAGCCGAGGUCCUCCAGCCGAAAGUUGGCGACCUGCGCUCGCUCGGGUGCCGCACUUUCCUCGUCGCGCGCUCGACGACCCUUCCAGCAGGCUUCGAGUCGUUCGUCGACGCGCUCAAGGCCCACACGUCGGUCGACUUUCCGCGAUCCGAGAUCCUGCCCGAGGACGACGCGUGCAUCUUCUUCACGUCGGGCACGACGAGCUUGCCCAAGGGCGUCCUGUCGACGCAUCGCCAGUACCUCAGCAACAUGUUCAACUCGGCGUGCAGCGGUGCUCGGGCCCUCCUGCGCAAGGGCGAGACCCUUCCGGCGCCGGACCCGAACGCGCCGCAGCUCUCGGUCCUCCUCGUCGUCCCGCUCUUCCACGCCAUGGGCAACCACUCGUUCCUCGGGCCCGUGUCGGCCAUGGGCGGCAAGAUCGUCCUCAUGCGCAAGUUCUCGCCGUCUCUCGGCGCCCAGCUCGUCGUCAAGGAGGGCAUCACGAACGCGAGCGGCGUGCCGAGCCAGGUCUCGCAGCUGCUCGAGGAGAUCCCGCACGAUGCCGAGGGCGUCAAGCUCGAGACGUUGAGCUACGGUGGCGGGCCGCCGAGCUCGAGGCUGCCGGAGCAGCUGAGGACGAGGCUGCCCAACGCCCUCAUGGCCCAGGGUUACGGCUUGACCGAGGUCAACUCGGCGGCGACCGUCUUUGCCGGCGACGACUACCUCGCCCGCCCAACCUCGUGCGGCCUCCCAGCUCUCGCCGUCGACAUCAAGAUCAUCCCGCCGACCGCGCCGAUGCCUAUCUCGUCGGCGCCGGCGCUCAAGCCUCGCGAGGUUGGCGAGGUCUGCAUCCACGGCCCGAACGUCUCGCAGGGCUACUGGCGCGACGAGGAGGCGACGCGCAAGGCGUUCGACGACGAGGGGUGGUUCAGGUCGGGCGAUCUGGGUUACGUGGACGAGGAGGGCUUCCUCUACAUCUCGGACCGGGCCAAGGACAUUAUCAUCCGCAGCGGCGAGAACAUCUCGUCGGUCCAGGUCGAGAACGCCCUGUUCGCGCACGACGCCGUGCGCGAGGUGGCCGUCGUCCCUGUGCCGUGCGAGGUUCACGGCGAGCAAGUCGCCGCCGUCGUCGUCCUCCAUCCCUCGACCCACCCGUCCCGCUCCUCAUCCGCCCGCCAACCUCCCCCGACCGAGGCCGCCCUGCGCAGCAUCGCCGCCUCGUCCCUCCCCCGACACGCCGUCCCCGCGCUCGUCAUUCUCAUCGAAGUCGGCGCCGAGGAAGAAGGUCUGCCCAAGAACGCGACGGGCAAAGUCGUCAAGGGCGACGUCAAGAAGCUCGCGACGGCAGAGUGGGAGAAGCGAGGUUUGGGCAAGAAGCCGCCGAGGGCCAAGCUGUAG